Molecule: messenger RNA, 1646 nt
Organism: Drosophila montana
Lineage: Eukaryota; Metazoa; Arthropoda; Insecta; Diptera; Drosophilidae
Exons: 3
Coding region: 1256-1588 (110 amino acids)
Source: RefSeq, a predicted model, not a curated record
CAAUCGGUCAUUUUUCUAAUUGUUGAUACUUUAAUUUAUAUACACAGAGAUAUAUAGACAAUUGUGUUCACUAAUCAAGCGUAGGAAUUGAACUAACAACGUCCAGCACUCAACUCACCACUUUUAUUGUAAGCGCGGGCUGUGAACUUGUGUGCGUGUGUGUGAGUGUGUUUUACCCACAGAGCGAGAUUACAGAGAAUUGUGGAGAAAACCCGAACGUUCUGAAACUGAUCUCCGCUGGCAAUUGCUGCUCUGCAGAUCUUUCAACAGUGUCUCAAUAUAAAAUCGUCAUGCAAGUUAUUUUUUGGCAUGCGGAUGACUACGUGAGGGGAAUUCAAAACUUAAAGUCGAAAUUGCGGCGCAAAAUAUUCUUCGCUUUUGGGGAAUACAAUGUUGUCAUUCGCCUGAUUACGCUGCAAUUAGUUGUGAUUUGGAUUGCUCUUAAACGGGGCAGAGAUUUCUUUCCACAAAUCUGAAGCAAAGAAAAAGAGAGCUGAGUGAAUUGUGCGCCAAAUAGUCUUGCGUCUAGCACUUACCGCAAAUACCGUUGAAAAUGGGGCAAAUGGCACAAAUGGGAGACUUUGCUAAGAACGCGCUGUGGCAACUGCAACAUGUGCAACGCCGGAGCCAGCAACAAUUGCUUCAAUUGCGGCAUUAUCGGAGCUAGUUGGUUUGGUUAUAUCCCUUCAAAGGCGCGCCUCAAACUGAGCCCAAAACUCAAAAUGAUUCCAGGUAAGAAAACCCAACCAGGUAGCUAACAACAAUGAAUGAAGGAGAAAACUGAGCAUUGAGGUAGGUUCCGCCCUGACCUUUCAACUCGCAGCUGCCGAUGGCAAAAACCAAGAUACAAACAAGAUCACAAAUAAUAAGAAGAGAAAUCGAGAAUAUUUUUAGAUAUUAGCAAUCACAUAUGUAUAGGGCAAACAAAAGUAUGUUUCCUAGUAUCUCAGUCAAAGAAUGAUCUUCCACAUGAUGCUCCAUACUUUCGGUAAGUCCAUUGAACUUGACAUAAGUACACCGGGCUAAAUAUAGGUUCAACAGAGCUAAGGGCUGUUUAGUUCCGCUGCGACUCCAAAUCUGCCACUUCCUAUGUAGCUAUAAAUAUACAGCCGUGGCGCCCCUUCCGAUACGACCAGACACGCGACGCAUCAGCUGGCUGCUGCCGCCUAUAUGUAUAUUUAGAAACGAAGAGCCAGCCAAAAACUCCAACUUGGAUGCUGGCACUGAGAAAGGGGCCAGUGCAACGUGCAGCGUCAUGGAGUGCAGAAGCGUGUCCGUUCUACCAACCUAUGCACAAUCCUGCUCGCACAGCAGCGACUCGAAGAAGGCUUCGCUGUGCCAAGCUCUGUUUCCCUAUAAGACGCUCAACGAACCCGACCCGAUUACCAUACUCAUCACCUUGGCUGUGCUCGUUGGCUCCUUUUGCCUGCUCAGCGGGUUUAUACUGCUCUGUGUAGUAUCCAAGGCGUGGCAGGAUGAAACAUCCGAGGCCAUUCUUCUAAUGGCGUUUGGCUCAGUUACAGGAAACAAUUUCGAUAUAGGCGUUUAUAUAUUUAUUUGCAUAUUUAUAUAUUCGAUAUCCACAUAAAACCGUCAACUAAUUGGCGAUUAUUUUAUCGGCUAUCCAGCGCAUAUAGCUGGCAACA